Messenger RNA from Lytechinus pictus (painted urchin), 6375 nucleotides. RefSeq lists its product as uncharacterized. The record is from RefSeq and is a predicted model, not a curated record. The coding region runs from base 75 to 3422 and encodes 1115 amino acids. The transcript is spliced from 8 exons. Gene Ontology annotation, biological process: meiotic chromosome segregation. Lineage: Eukaryota; Metazoa; Echinodermata; Echinoidea; Temnopleuroida; Toxopneustidae. Gene Ontology annotation, cellular component: chromosome, centromeric region; nucleus.
AAAUGCAAAAAUGAAAAUGGACCAAUCAAAUCUCAAUUCUCACAUCAGUGUUGUCCGGGAUUUUCAAAAUAUUUAUGACGGCGAAUUCAGUACAACUAAAAUUCGAUAAGAAGAUGGAAGGAGAGACAGAGAACAAAGAUAAUGACCUUGAGAAGAGCAUUGAGGAUAUCCGAUCUAAGAUGAUAGAGAAGAGACGCAAGAAGAUCCGGGCCGACCUCAGUCAGUCAAGGUCACGUAACAAGAAUGCAAACCUUGCCCUGAAGACCAGUCUACGGCUCAACAACAGGACCUUGGCUAAAUCCCUCUCUGUAGCUCGCAAGGAAUACCACCUUGCGGAGAGUGAACUCGUAGAGCUACAGAGAGAACGUCUAAACCUUCGGCUGGACAUCAGUCGGUUAAAAGCCGAACACGACAAACAGAGAACUCAAAUAAAGGGAGUACACGAGAAGUUGCGGAAGGUGACCAGUAAUCUGAUGGAGACCGUAGGGCUCCUUGGGGAGGCGAUGGACAUGUGCACAGAUUCCCUGACCAAGGAGCACUCCAGGAGCCUCGGAGAGGUAUCCAGGGCCUCCUCCUCCUUCUCCCGCUCCUCCACCUCAGGCUCUGCAUCAAACGAUACCUCAGUACCUCACACAUCACCGUCGAAGAAAGACAGCUCUCCAUCGGGUGAUACCUCGAUACCCCACAGGAUACCGUCCAAGAAAGACAAGCCUGCAUCAAGUGAUACCUCCUUACCUCGCAGAAUACCGACCAAGAAAGUAUUCAAAUCAUCGGUGCACAUCAACCCAGAAGAAGAAGAUAUCAAUUCAUCAACAAACCUGAAGCCUGAGAUGGGGAUUGAUGAUGAAAUAGACCUUGAUAUUCCUCUCCGUUUUAUGUCUCCACAAGGAAAAGGGAGAAACCAAAGACACUCAAAGAACUUUAAUCAGUCACUCUCCAGGAGAACAUCCUCCAUGUUGGAUCCUGCUGUUAUGGCUGCCGUGGCAACAGAAAGACUACAAAGAUCAGCUACAAACAUCCAGAAUCUGUUAGAAGAGACGGCUGAUGUAAGCUUGACUUCUGCCGAGGAACAACCAAUGGUCUGUAGGGAUAGCAUUGAAGGUCAAAGUAAGGUGGAUGUAGGUCAGGGUAUUGAAGGGAAUAAUGACAAAAGGGAUGGUGCAAACAUCCAGGAUAUAUCGGAAGAAAAGGGUGAUAUCAGCACGACCAUUGCCGAGGAACAAGCAACGGUCCGUAGGGAUAGCAUUGAAAGUCAAAUGGAGGUGGAUGUAGAACAAUGUAAAAAAGGGAAUAAUGAAAAAAAGGAUGGUUCGUGUACAAUCACAAAUCAAAGUGAUGAUGGAAAAGUGGGAGAGAGGAGGAGUGGAAGACUGACCAAGAAGAGGGUUACCUACAUCUACCCUGAUGAUGAUGAAGAUGAUGAAUUCCAAGAAAUAGAUGAGGAUGUAGUACUGGUCCAGAAGGAGGAUGUCAAACAGAGUUCGAGUAAAAGACGAUCGAAAAACACAAAUGGGAGAUUGUCUCGAAGGAGGGAUCCUAUUGUGAUAGACGGUGAUGGUGCAACGGAUUGCGGGAUUGAGAGAGACUUAGAAGAGCUAGCUCUCCUUCUUAGUGACAAUGAGGAAGAGGCUAAGGUAAGCACCAAACCUAGCACGCUCAAUCAAGAAGUUGGUAAAACAAAAGAGGAUGAGCUUGAAUCGCAUCAUAAGAGUCGUAGGAAGAUAGCUAGCAAGAUCCCAAAACGGUCAAGUGACAAGAUUGAGGAGAAGAAAAAAAAGAAGAAGUACCCUCACAAGCCCAAGUGUAAAAUUGGGACAAAGAAGGAUUGUAAUCGACAGGAGGACGAGAAGGACGUCCAACAGAUGACAGUCUUUGAUCUUUCUAUGGGAGAUAGUUUUUCACACCAAACUCCAUCAUGUAAAGUCACCAUACCCAUGACAACAACCAGGACUAAUACCGAUGAGGCUGUAGAGAAAGACAAAAUGGUCCAGGAAGUUACAACCAGUGUAGGUUUAGAGGAAGAUUCAAGAAAGAAUGUCCCGAAAUGGUCCUGCAAUGAUCCAGAUUCAGAAGACUUCGCCGACCAGGAAUUUCAUAGUCGUGUUAAAAAUAAAGAAAAUUCCGGAGAAGGAAAGCACAGCAAGAUUAAGAGAAAAUCGCGCAAAUCCAAGUCGGUUGUUACUCCAGGGGCAGCAGAACCGAAGGUCAGGCUUUCGAAGAAGGCUCUCCUUGAAGAAAUCAGCAACCUUGAUGCAUCCUACUUCAUCGAUGUCACUCAUCCUGAACAGAUAAACAAGGUAGCGGCUUCCUUACCAUCUCAGAAGAGCAGCUUGAAGGAUGAAGGCGAAAGCUUGAAUGACCUUAUGAUGAAACCACAUCACAAGAAAUCCUCCAAAAGGAAACUAUCAACGAGAAAUUUCUAUUUUGGAGAUAAUGACUGCGCAGAAGAGAAAAGAAAAUCAAGAUUAGAUAGGUCUGAUUUAGAAGCAGGUGAGCUCAGUACCCUCAAUAUAAGUUCACUCUGUUUAGGUAAUACAAAUCCAGAUGCGACCUUCACACUUCCAAAAACAUCCGCUGAUUCCUCAGAAACGCACACUUCAGAGCAGUCAGCUGAAAAUCCAGAUAGCACGUUCACACUUCCUAAAACCUCUUCUGAUUCUUCAGAAACACGCACUUCAGAACAGUUGUCUGAAAAUCCAGAUAGCACCUUCAUACUUCCUAAAACAUCCGCUGAUUUCUCAGAAGCUCACACUUCAGAACAGUGGGCUGAAAAUCCAGAUAGCACCUUUACACUUCCUAAAACAUCCACUGAUUGCUCAGAAACGCACACUUCAGAACAGUCUGCUGCACCUUCUAUCAGAACCCGUUCAUCUAUCGGAGGGUCUGGAAGUGGAGAGGAGGGCUUACAGAAUGUGGGUAACUCCUCAAGCAUGGAACAGGUUGAGAAAAUCAACGAGCCAGAAGUUAUCACAGACAACAAAGGGACCGAACUGAGGAAAGUGCAUUUUGAGUGUUCCGACCAUCUGGGGAGCAUCGGUUCAAGCUUGACUUCAAAACAUUCAACAGAGCCAGUACAACUUUGUAAGAUGGAGUCUAGGAAUGUCAAUGAAGCACGGAACAGCCAUUUUCAUGAAUCAGAGAAAAGAGGAGAGGAGAGAACGAAUGCUCCAUCACAGAAAACCAUCAAGAGGAAACGUAAUUCAGAUGUUGAUGAGGAUCCCAUCAAGAUUUCCAAGACUGAAGUUGAAUCCGCUCUACCUGAAAGAACGGGAAGGAGAUCAAAGGCAGUUAGCUAUAAGGAACCAUCUCUCUCCAGCAAACUACGUCAGGGGGAUCAAUUCACUUCAACUGUUUACAAGCAAACAAAGAAAUCACGAAAGAAGAAUGAACAGAGAACCGCUCUUGGUGACAUCACUAACUAAAAAGGAGUACCCAUGGGUUGUUUCACAAAGAUUUAAGUGUGGCUUAAGAGGGUGUUGCAAGAAAAUAUUUGCAAUCAAUUGCAAAUAUUCUGUUGCAAUUUUACAAUUCACAAAUCAAUUUUAACUGUAGCAAAUCAGAUCACACUCCUUGUUUCAAGAAGCAGAUUAGUAAUCGCUCACAAAUUUACAAUUACUGCAAGAUAUGAUUGAUUUAGAGACCAAGGGUGGUAUUCUGAAAAUUGUCUUAACUAUUCUUGUAACUCAGCAAGAUAACAGCUCGCUAAAAUUGUCUCAAAUCGGUAUUCUGAAAAUUGUCUUAUCUCUGUACGGACGUCCCCUAUUUUAUCUCUGACACGCCCAAUAGUUUAUCAUCAACCAAUCAAUAAAUUCUUUAUAUGCUUAGGUCAACCAAUAGAAGCGUCUCUUCUGAAAAAAAUAUUGAGCGCAAUUUUUAUAUAAGGCGUAAUUUCCUUGCGUCCCUGACGCUUAUGCUUGUGUGCUUCUGUGCUAAAAAUACUCGUGACUGUUCUUAAAGACAUAUGUUUUCUCUGAAAAGAUUCCUCAUCUCGAAUACAAAUUUUUAAUUGCUGAAAGGUCUACCAAUCCCUCGUUGUAAUGUCUCUUUUUGUAAAACAUGAUUUUCUCGCAGGAUGCAGCAAGAAAUUAUUAUUGCAGACGGACAAAUAUCGCAUGCAACAUUAAGUUACAAUAGCCCCCUACCUCUUGUAAAUUUUCUUGUAUCUUCCAAGAAACUUAAAAGAACACAAAGAUAAGAGAAUUUUCAGAAUACCUUUUUCAUCAUAUCGAUGUGUUAUCUUGCGCGCAGAGAUAUUUAUGCGCCGUUUUUAACUUACGCAUAAUUCUAGCUCUGACAUCAUACAUGCUCAGCGAAAGUUACAAGAAAAGAUACAAGAGUUUUCAGAAUACGGAUUUUAUUGUAACUCUAAAGAUACAAGAAUAUUUAUCUUUAGACAAUUUUCAGAAUACGGCCCCCAAAAUAGACUUGCAAUUAAUUGCAAAUUUCUUGCAACGCUCCAUGAGAGUUGCACUUAAAUUUCUGUUGCGUCUGGAAUAGAACGCAUCACCGCAUUGGUCAAAUCAUAUGCAUGGGACGCGCACUACUGCAUAUUAAUCAGAUUACACGCUCACUUGUUUGUGUUUAAGCACAAGUCGUACUUAACUCUUUGUGACCCAACCCCCCCUCCCCCCGGAAAUGGUCGCUGGCGUGGCCGUCAUUGUCAUGUCUUGAAAGAGUUGCCAUGCACUUUGUUUUCAAAUAUCAAAAGUUGUAACGUUGUACUUUUGAUAAUUGAAUAUCAGUAAUCACCCUCUGGUGAACUGUCGAUUAGUUAUAAUUUUUAUUUGGUGGUAAACUGAUCAAAUCCAUCGAUUCUUCGAGUUUUACUCCCAGGCCUGAUAAAGUCAAUAUUGGUGGUUUGUUUAUUGCAGUUUGAUAUCAGGGUGCUCCACUUGUUUAUUGAAAUAUGCAAAUGGGAUGCAUAUAUUUCUAUUUCUUUUUCAAAUUAGGUAGUAUUAAUGCCAAUUUUUUUUACACAAUUCUUGGACAGCAUUUAAAACAUUCUAGAUACAGGAAAGGUCAAAGGUGAAUUAUUUUUUAUGUAUUAAAUGUAGCUUUUUUUUGUAUGUGACUGAAUGUGUUCUAAAAUUAAUUUUGACAAAUGUUGAAAGAGAAAUUAUGUCCAUGGCUUAAUAUAUGAAAUUAGCAAUGAUUUGUAGCAAUUUAUUGAAAUUAGAAGUUCCCAUUUGUUGCACAUAUGAAUGUUGCCUUUUGAAUUGAACGAACAUAAUAGAAAAUGCUGUAAUUAUGCAACUAUGGGAGGGAUUCAUUAAAGGAGUUGUUGGAUUGUUUCAUCUGUCAGUUACCAUAGUAACAGAAAGACAACUGUGCUCAGGCAAUCACUGUGCUCAGCCAAUCAAUGUCACAGGAAGAUGUCAGGUGACAAAUUAAAAAACCUCUCCUGAUCCUGUUCUUACACAAAAGUUGAGCAAAAUUUGAUAGAAUUAAAAUCCAAAGGCUCGCAUUUAUAAAUUUCAUGCUAGAUUAUUGUUCGUCUCGUAUUGAUCUUUUCAAUUAGUGAGUUUAAAACUUUAAUGUAUGGAGCAUUUUCCUCAAUUAGGUUUAUAAGACAUCCGUCAUUGUAGGUAUCACUUGAUACAACUUACAUUUUAUUAGCAAACUUUUCUAGCUAUUGCACUCAAACUUGUACUUGACAUCAUACAUAAGCCCACAUAAAUUUUAAAUCUACAUGUUUUACUCAUUGUGGAGAUUGGGGACAACUUUCUACAUUUGUUUCUUCCCCUAUUCAACUUGAGAAUGGAAAGAGAUAGGCCCACAUGUAUAUGUAUCAGUCAUUUUUGUAAACCUAUACUUUAUAUGCUAAAAAAACCCACUGAGACCAAUCUUUCUUGAGUAUACAUCUUGAUUGAUUGUAUUGUACCCCUAAACCUUACCUGCAAAGUAAACAUUAAAUUAUGUAAAUUUAUGUAGACAUGUUACAGCCGCUAUAUAGAUAAGUCAAGUAAUGCUGCAUUAGUGGAUAUUAAGGACAUUCUAAUAAAUUUAGUGAUCGACGCUAUACAAAAAGUUUUAUUUCUAAAAGUGGGACUAAUCGCCUAAUUCAAAGCUAAUUUUCAGACUAGAAUAUGGGAAGUAUGUAUUAUUUAAAGGCUUUUAGUGGAAUAUAUGCUCCCAGGAGAUACAUCUUAAGCAGAUCCACCUUUGUAAUUGAUAGUAUCAUUAUAAUUAUUGUUUGUCGUUAUUUCUUCACUUCUUAUUUCGUCACUUUUCACAGUCAGCAAGACUACAUGUAUAUUGUUGUGUAAAUCAUACUGUAAAUAACACGAUAUGUACAGAAUAUUGGCUUUAAAACUAAAAGGAUAUUGUAAUAAUUAUAACUGUAACAUAUAUUGAAAUAAAUUGUUUGGAAAGUCA